Scomber japonicus (chub mackerel) is the source of this 1542-nucleotide messenger RNA. Its product is annotated as B-cell receptor CD22-like. The record is from RefSeq and is a predicted model, not a curated record. Gene Ontology annotation, cellular component: membrane. The coding region runs from base 1 to 1542 and encodes 513 amino acids. The transcript is spliced from 9 exons. NCBI's taxonomy places the organism in Eukaryota, Metazoa, Chordata, Actinopteri, Scombriformes, Scombridae. Gene Ontology annotation, biological process: cell-cell adhesion.
AUGAAGGAGGAAACUUCUCUUUAUUCAGGGCAGAUUAAUCCUGGUGACAACAUCUCCUGUACUUUGAAAGGACAUGAGGAUUACCACUCUCCUUCAGUGUAUGAUCCAAAGCUUCCCUCUGUGUCAGUGAGUCCCUCUGGUGAGAUAGUGGAGGGCAGUUCAGUGACUCUGACCUGUAGCAGUGAUGCUAACCCAGCAGCUAAAUACACCUGGUACAAGAAGAAUGUAAAUCCAGAACUUCAACCUCUCAGUAAAGAACGACAGCUUGUCUUCAGCUCCAUCCAGUCCUCUGACUCUGGAGAGUAUUACUGUACAGCUGACAACCAGCUGGGGAAGAAGACAUCUGAAUACAUCUUCAUUGAUGUGAAAUAUGCUCCAAAGUUUCCCUCUGUGUCAGUGAGUCCCUCUGCUGAGAUAGUGGAGGGCAGUUCAGUGAAUCUGACCUGUAGCAGUGAUGCUAACCCACCAGCUAAUUACACCUGGUACAAGGACAACCAAACACUGCUUCAAAGGUCAGAAGGUCAUUUUCAUUUUACCUCCAUAAGCUCUGAGGACACAGGGAUCUACUACUGCAAGUCUGAGAAUGAAUAUGGACAGAUUAAGUCUUCAUUUCUAUUCAUUGAUGUCCAGUAUGGACCAAAGCUUCCCUCUGUGUCAGUGAGUCCGUCUGGUGAAAUCAUUGAGGGCAGUUCAGUGACUCUGACCUGUAGUAGUGAUGCUAACCCAGCAGCUAAUUACACCUGGUACAAGAAGAAUGUAAAUCCAGACCUUCAACCUCUCAGUAAAGAACCACAGCUUGUCUUCAGCUCCAUCCAGUCCUCUGACUCUGGAGAGUAUUACUGUACAGCUGAGAACCAGCUGGGGAAGAAGACAUCUGAAUACAUUUUUAUUGAUGUGAAAUAUAGUCCAAAGCUUCCCUCUAUGUCAGUGAGUCCCUCUGGUGAGAUAGUGGAGGGCAGUUCAGUGACUCUGACCUGUAGCAGUGAUGCUAACCCAGCAGCUAAUUACACCUGGUACAAGGAGAAUGAAGACUCACCAAAAGCAUCAGGACAGAUCUUCACCAUCACUGAUGUCAGACCUGAACACAGUGGGAAUUAUUCCUGUGAAGCCCAGAACAGAAGAGGACGUCAUAACUCCACCUUACAUCUGACUGUUGUGAAAGGAACAGGAAAAUCAAUUAUUGCUGGAGUAACAGCUGCUGUUCUCCUGCUUAUCAUAAUCCUCUCUGUCUUCCUAUGGAUGAGGAAAAAGAGAGCCUCCAAUCAAUCGUUUGAGGCUGAGGAGAGACCAGACGACAGAGAGAGGACACAGCCAGAGCAAGACAACCUUCUGUAUGCCAGCGUGCUCUUCUCCAACAACCAGGCAGAUCCUCUCUACUCCAACAUCAGAUCAGCUCAGCUCCACAGACAGAUGGAGGAACAAGAGGUUACCGAGUACGCUGCUGUUAACUUUAACAGAGCUGGUAAUGCCCCGAGAGCCAGAGGUCAGGAAACUGGGGAAGAUCCAUCUGCACUGUACAGCACAGUCAACAAAACCUCAUGA